Messenger RNA from Haemorhous mexicanus (house finch), 773 nucleotides. RefSeq names its product rano class II histocompatibility antigen, D-1 beta chain-like. Gene Ontology annotation, cellular component: MHC class II protein complex; membrane. The record is from RefSeq and is a predicted model, not a curated record. Gene Ontology annotation, biological process: immune response; antigen processing and presentation. The coding region runs from base 77 to 574 and encodes 165 amino acids. The transcript has 3 exons. Lineage: Eukaryota; Metazoa; Chordata; Aves; Passeriformes; Fringillidae.
AAAAUGGGGAAACGGGACCCUUAAAGUAAUUUUGGGAGCGGCCAGAGAUGGGAGGGGAAAAAAUGUGGAAGGGGAAAUGGGGGAAGGAUGGCACAGAGGAAGCGGCAGCGCGGGCAGGAGGGUCCCAUGGCGGCCGUGGGGCACAGGGAGUGCGCAGUGGGGAUCCAGGUUGGCCCCCGGUGCUCUGGGGGUGCUGGGGGGGCACCCCGGAGCUGUGUCCUGCACUCACAAGGGUGUUCCAGGGGAUGAGAUUGAAGAGUGUCACUUGUUGAACGGCACGGAGAAGGUGAGGUUCGUGGAGAGGUUCAUCUACAACCGGGAGCAGUUCCUGAUAUUGGACAGCGACGUCGGGGUGUACGUGGGGUUCAUCGCCUAUGGGGAGAUGAAUGCCAAGCGCUCUAACAGGCACCCGGUUCACAUGGAGUACUACCGGGCUUUGGUGGACACGCAGUGCUGGCGAAACUACGAGCUUUAUGCCCCGUUCACAACGGUGGAGCGCCGAGGAUGCUGGCCUGACGGAAGUGGGAUGUCUGCCAAGUGGUGCCUGCAGCAGAGGACUAUAAGAGACCCCUGAGUUAACCAAAGAAUUUGAGAUUCUCCUCAAUGUGACAAGACGGAUCUACUGGCCGGACCACAGGGAUUUCAUCUCUCCAUUGGCAGCUAUUCCCCCCAGCCCUUCUUUUCCUCUCUCUCUCUCUAUCCUUUAUCUCCUUUCUAAUCCUUCUAUCGCAUUUGCUGUGGGCACUCAGUAAAGGUGCAUUUGUUUUGAUGAA